CACCCAUGGCUUCGCUCCUGAAACUUCGCAAGCCUAUUCCCUCGUCUCUCACCCUCUCCUCACUCUCUCUGCGCCGCUUCUCCACCUAUGGGGCGGAGGCGGAGGAGAAGAAAGCGGAAGCGUUAGAGAGCUUCAUUCACCCUUCGGCAAUCGUGCAUCCCAAUGCUGUGAUCGGACGGGGUGUUUCGGUUGGUCCUUUCUGCACCAUUGGAUCCUCUGCACGGCUUGGGAAUGGUUGUCAAUUGUAUCCUGGGAGCCAUGUAUUUGGAAAUACGGAUUUGGGGGAGCGAUGCGUCUUGAUGACUGGUGCUGUGGUUGGUGAUGAUCUUCCUGGACGAACAGUCAUUGGAUGCAAUAAUAUUAUAGGGCAUCAUGCCGUGGUUGGCAUUAAGUGCCAAGACUUGAAGUACAAGCCAGGUGAUGAAUGUUUCCUUGAUGUUGGGGACAACAAUGACAUAAGAGAACAUGCCUCAAUCCACCGAUCUUCAAAGUCAAAUGAUCGGACGGUUAUUGGCGAUAACAAUCUUAUCAUGGGAUCUUGUCAUAUUGCCCAUGAUUGCAAGAUUGGUAACAAUAAUAUUUUUGCAAAUAAUACUCUUCUAGCAGGCCAUGUUGUGGUGGAAGACUAUGCUCACACUGCAGGUGCCAUCGUUGUUCAUCAAUUUUGCUGUGUUGGUUCUUUCUCUUUUAUUGGCGGGGGUUCUGUGAUUUCACAAGAUGUCCCGAAGUACAUGUUGGUAGCUGGAGAAAGAGCUGAGCUUCGUGGCUUGAAUGUAGAGGGUCUUCGGCGUCGUGGAUUCACAGUUGCAGAGAUAAAUAGCCUGAGAAUGGCUUAUAGAAAGAUAUUCAUGCCUGUUGAUGUGAAUUCAAAUGGUUUGGAGGAGCGUCUUGCCGAAGUGGAGCAGAAUGAAGAAUUGGCUCACAUUCCAGCUGUCUGUUCCAUGAUGCAGUCUAUUCGUAACUCGUUUGCAGAAAACCGCCGUGGAAUUUGCAAGUUCAGACAUUGGAGUGGCUCUUGAAAGCAUGCUUUGUUGAGUGUGGUUUCUUCUUCCAUCAAGAGCAAGUCUUUCCCAAUUCUGUUCAAGUCAUGAAGGGUGUAAUUUUUUUUUUCCUUUUGCAUGAUUGCAGUGAAAACUGUGGUUUGGACCUUUUCUCUUACUAGCUUCUGCCUAACAGCUUUUGUUUGUAAAAGCUGCUGUCGACUAUUCUGUAUUGUGACAACUCAAUACUCGUGUAGCUUUAGGUUGACUUUGUUUGAAGGUUAAAUCUGUCGCAGUUCACUGUAUCUUUUAGAAGAAUUCUUGUACAAGUCAAGGCUGUAAUGAGAAGGAAAGUUGCAGCUGCAAAACUGUUUGGUAGAAACAGAUUAUAACAGAAGUGAUGUACCUAUAUGAAUUAUGCCUUAAAAGCACCAGCAGGUUGUGGAAGUACAUCUAUUUUUCCUGAUUCUUGA
Molecule: messenger RNA, 1453 nt
Organism: Corylus avellana
Lineage: Eukaryota; Viridiplantae; Streptophyta; Magnoliopsida; Fagales; Betulaceae
Gene: LPXA
Product: bacterial transferase hexapeptide repeat-containing protein
Biological process (GO): lipid biosynthetic process
Molecular function (GO): acyl-[acyl-carrier-protein]-UDP-N-acetylglucosamine O-acyltransferase activity
Source: RefSeq, a predicted model, not a curated record